AUGAAGCUAUCCGCCGUGGCGCUUCGCGCGGUCACCCGCCAGACGCGAGCUGGCCCAGGCCUUCUGAGACAGAGGACAGGCAUUGCGACGCCGUCUUCUUAUCGGUCCGUGAGGCGCGAAGAGGCCCGGAAAUGGUCCACACCGCUUGCUGAGCAGCUCGCCGCGGCGGUGGAGGCCACGGAACCGAUGCCUCUCGCGAGAUACAUGCGAAUGUGUCUCACGUCCGACCUUGGGGCUUAUUACACUAGAGAAAACCUCAAGGAAGGGCACGACCAAUUUGGCGUAAAAGGCGACUUUGUCACCUCGCCCGAGAUUUCGCAAAUAUUUGGCGAGCUCAUCGGGAUCUGGUUCGUCGCCGAGUGGCUAUCCCAGGGCAGCCCUCACGGGGCGUCGAACUGA
Messenger RNA from Parascedosporium putredinis, 399 nucleotides. NCBI's taxonomy places the organism in Eukaryota, Fungi, Ascomycota, Sordariomycetes, Microascales, Microascaceae. The record is from the annotation of a GenBank genome assembly.